UUCAGUUUUUGUUUUCGUAACUUAACGUUCAAUUUCAGUUUCUUCUUUUUGGUAAUUUUUCGCAUUACAUGUCUGUUCCAACAUUUCACAUGACUUUAUUCAUUAAAACUUAUUAAAACUUCCGUCGUUGAAUGUGUUGUCUUCGUACUGUUGUCAUCACGCACAAAAUGCCAGCUUCCAAAUCAUCUUGAACGCCCCCUUCCCGCUUCAGUCAUUUGGUGUCGGCUACCCGUAGGGUCCAAGCUUCACACCCAAAGCAGAAGUUUACGAUUUAAGGAAAAUAGAUUUGGUAACUGUUUCUAACAUAUCUAGACGUCACGUUGACGCUUCUCUUGUUGUUUCAUAUGAACAUAUACAUACAAUACAUAAGACUAGAAUUGAGAGAAAUUUGGCUACUCGUUUGAUGAACACUUUAGAAUGAAAGUGUUUGUACCAAAUAACCAAAGAUAUUCUUAGACAAGCUGAUAUUUAUGGUUAAAGUUGUGUAUAAACAUCAAAUAAGCUGACAGUAAAAGUAAAAAAAGAAGAAAAUUAUAAGGAAUAUAUUUAUUCAAGGCACAGGUAUGGUUCUGGGUUCAGUUCCCCUGCUUGGCACCUAAGUUUUUAUUUUAGAUUGGAAAAAAAAAAAGGAUUUAACAAUGUUUCGAAGGCAUUUCUUAAACUUGUACCACCGUCUGUCUGUGAUGACAUCAACUACAGUGAAAUCUUCCCUUCACAAUGGAUCUUUUAGUUUUCCAGAAGAUAUAGCCUUUCCUAUGUAUUUGUUGAGUAAAACUGCUGAUUUUGAACACCAGACAGCAUUGAUAAAUGGUGAAACUGGCCAGAAAUUCAGUUAUGAAAACCUUCAAAAAGAUUCCAUUAAAGUUUCUAAUUCCUUUUUCCGUCUUGGUUUGCGAAAAGGAGAUGUUGUUUGUUUGUAUGGCUCAAACACACCUGAAAUGCUUCAUAUUCUUUGUGGAGUCACAGCCAUUGGUGGCAUUGUCAGUCCAGCGAUGGCACAGAUGUCUGUUGGAGAACUCGUGUCCCAGUUAAGAGAUUCUCAGUCUAAAUUUAUUGUAACCACUCCAGAAUGUAUUAUUCGGGCUAAAGAAGCAGCCAAAAGAACCAAUGGUAUUCAGGAAACCAUAGUAUUAGGACAGGCUGAAGGUUGCCGACCAUUUUCUGAUCUACUCAAAUCAGCAAAUUUUACUUAUCCUGAUGUACACAUUAAUCCUCGGAAGGACACUGCUCUUUUACCAUACUCAGCUGGAUUAUCAGGAAAGCCUAAAGGUGUAAUGCUGACACAUCAAAAUUUAAUUGCUGCCAUUGAGGCACUGAGACAACCUGACUAUAUUACAUUCGAAGCAGGCAAAGACCAUAAUGUAAUGGUGUUUCCUUUGACCCAUGCAUCUGGACUAGUUAUGGGUUUCGGUAUGUCAUUGGUACAAGGUGCCACCAUAGUGACUCUCAACAGAUUUGAAGCUCGGUCAUAUUUGGAAUCUUUUCAGAAAUACAAGGGAACAUUUACAAUGGUAACACCAUCAAUGAUAUCAUUUUUCAACUCCCAUCCUCUUGUGCGAGAAACUGAUCUUUCCAGUCUAAAGUCUAUUGUAAGUCAGUCAGGAUAUCUGAGCCCUAAUCACAUUCAACAACUUUCUGAAAAACUAAAGGGAGUAAAUAUAAGACAAGGUUAUGGACUGACAGAAACAUGCGGUGUUGGAAUGGUAACUCCUGCAAGCAACAUAAAGAAUGGUUCUGUUGGGGUUCCAGUUCCUGGAAUGGAAGUCAAAUUAAUUGACUCAAAGUCUAAGACAGACAUAACCGACGAACAAAAAGGUGAAAUUUGCCUUCGUGGGCCAAGUAUCACUUCUAAGUUCUGGAAACACAGAGACAAUAAUGAAGAAAUGCUCUUGGAGGACAAUUGGCUCAGAACAGGUGACAUUGGAACUUGUGACAGUGAAGGACACUAUACAAUUGUUAACACAGUCAAAACAUUAAUUAAGUAUAAGGGGUGCCAGGUUUCUCCUGAGGAAAUUGAAGACCUUCUUCUACAACACCCAGCUGUCUUAGAUGUUGCUGUGUUUGGCUUGCCCGAUAAAGAAGCUGGUGAAGUACCAACGGCUCUGGUUGUCCAGCAAAGGAAAGUUGACCAGAAAGAACUACAAAAUUUCGUACAAGACAAUGCAGCAUCAUACAAGCAGCUGAGAGGUGGCAUUAAGUUUCACACAGAAAUCCCUCGUCUACCAGAUGGAACUAUAUCACGACAAAAGAUUCGUGACUGGUUUUUGGAAUUUCAUAAAAGAGCUUAAAUAUAUUUACUAUAAUAUCAAGUAUAUUUCUGAGAAACAUUCCAUGUAAAA
Messenger RNA from Octopus bimaculoides (California two-spot octopus), 2339 nucleotides. RefSeq names its product putative 4-coumarate--CoA ligase 1. Gene Ontology annotation, molecular function: CoA-ligase activity. The record is from RefSeq and is a predicted model, not a curated record. Lineage: Eukaryota; Metazoa; Mollusca; Cephalopoda; Octopoda; Octopodidae.